UCGACUGAGGGUGCAUUCCACUAACGUUUGGACUGCCGCGAGCAUCAUUUCAUCCUUGUUUAAUAUUUGAAAACGAUAAGUAUGAAAUGAUGCUCGCGAGCGUUACGAACGUUAAGUGAAACGCGCCCUGAUUAUCCGCCGAGACAUGUUUCAAUUCAGAUUCUACGCGUCGAUACAUCGCGUACGAUACGUGUCAGAGCCAAUCUUACAAAAAUCUUCAUUUCGGAGUUCAACGCGUUCUAGAACGGUUCGCAAAUUUAAAUCCGCGCUCCAAUCUCGCGGGCGAGAGGCAAAUCGAUAGCCACCGCAUCAGCUGUUUAGUUCCCUCCUUUCCCCCCUGCUUCCCUCACCCACGAUUCUCCCUUAAGGUCGCCACUUGUGUCAUCACGGCCAUAUUAGGCACGAGAGGAGGAAUGAGGACGGAUGAGGACGUUUCGCGAUAAAUGAGGCUGCCCUGAAACUUUCAAGAAGGCUUUCUCGGCUGCGUUACGAGGCUCUUCCCGGUGGAUUUCAAGGGACAGCCUGCGAAGCAUGGCAUGGCACUGCAAUGGCACUACGAACCAAGAGAUGGUGACGAAGCUGAAAGGGACAGAUUAUUCGCAGAUGCUGGUAUACUGGCAACGGACAGAGCAGAAGCCGCUAUGCUCGCUGUUGACAGAGCCAAAUACUGCCACGAACCGGAUCCUUAUCUUGACCGUCCCAGAAGAAUUGGUUACAACGUGACCAUCAGUGCACCACAUAUGCAUGCGUACGCAUUGUCUACCCUCUCUGAUCAACUCUUCGACGGCGCCAAGGCACUUGACGUCGGCUCAGGCUCGGGCUAUCUAUCUGCCUGCAUGGCGUUCAUGGUAGGCUCAGGCGGACGUGUAAUAGGCAUCGAGCAUAUUCCCGAGCUCAUAGAGAUCUCCACUAGGAACGUUCGCGAGGAUAAUCCGCACUUCCUCAAGGAGGACCGCAUCAAAUUUGUGGUGGGAGACGGCAGAUUGGGACAACCUGCUGACGGCCCUUACAACGCUAUACACGUUGGAGCAGCGGCCGAAACUUUACCGGAGACGCUGAUUGACCAACUGGCUCCUGGAGGUCGACUGAUCUGCCCAGUCGUGGCCAUAAAAGGUUUCCAAAGGUUACAAGACCUGCUGCAGGUGGACAAGAGCACAGACGGCGCGAUCACAAAGAAGAAGCUGAUGCAAGUCUCUUAUGUUCCUCUCACGGAUCCCACCACUCAAUUACGUAAUUAGAGUUACUAAGGUGAGGUGCUACGGCGGAAAUAAACGCAAAAUUUCCGGGCAGAUAAUUAAACGAUCGCGUAUAUACAAACCCAGAUUAGCAAUAAUCAAAAUUUUUGUAUCCACAAAUUUUUU
This is a messenger RNA of Trachymyrmex cornetzi, 1361 nucleotides long. Its product is annotated as protein-L-isoaspartate(D-aspartate) O-methyltransferase. The record is from RefSeq and is a predicted model, not a curated record. Gene Ontology annotation, cellular component: cytoplasm. The transcript is spliced from 8 exons. Lineage: Eukaryota; Metazoa; Arthropoda; Insecta; Hymenoptera; Formicidae. Gene Ontology annotation, molecular function: protein-L-isoaspartate (D-aspartate) O-methyltransferase activity. Gene Ontology annotation, biological process: protein modification process. The coding region runs from base 537 to 1238 and encodes 233 amino acids.